CAACAAGACACAGCUAUGGCAGAAGGAAAGACUGGUAGCGCCGGGCUGUUUGCUAAACGGGUCCAGAAGCAAUUCAGCCGAGCCCAAGAGAAGGUUUUGCAGAAGCUAGGAAAAACCGUUGAAACGAAAGAUGAACAGUUCGAGCAAAGCGCAUACAAUUUCCAACAGCAACAGGCAGAAGGCCAGAAACUCUACAAAGACCUCAAGGUUUUCCUCAGUGCUGUGAAAGUGAUGCAUGAAAGUUCCAAGAAAGUGGCUGAGACCUUGCAAGAACUUUACAACGUGGAGUGGGAUGGGUUCACAGACUUGAAAUCCAUAGCACAGAGCAAUGACCUUCUGUGGGAAGAUUAUGAGGAGAAACUGACAGAUCAAGCGGUCAGAACCAUGGAGAUCUACUUGACUCAGUUUAAUGAAAUAAAGGAGCGAAUUGCUAAGAGAGGACGGAAACUGGUGGAUUAUGAUAGCUGCAGACAUCACUUGGAAGCCCUGCAGAAUGCUAAAAAGAAAGAUGAAGCUAAGAUUGCAAAGGCUGAAGAAGAGUUCUACAAAGCCCAAGCUGUAUUUGAGGAACUCAACAAAGAACUAAGAGAAGACUUGCCUGUUCUUUACAACAGUCGAAUUGCAUGCUAUGUGACCAUAUUCCAGAAUAUUUCCAAUUUACGAGAUAUCUUCUACAAAGAAAUGAGUAAGCUGAACCACGACCUGUAUGACGUGAUGAGUAAACUGGAAAAACAACACUCCAAUAAAGUCUUCAUAAUUAAAGGAGUAUCGAGUAACAGAAGCUCGCUGGUGAUCUCCUCUCCAGUAAGUCCAACCAGCCCCUCAUUCCUGCCUCCGGGGAGUAGCAUAAGCGAGGCUCCGACAUCUCCUCCUGCGGAUUCCUCAAUACAUGCGAGAGAAUCUCUUUCCGCAUCUAUAUCCAGUGGGGCCAGCGAAACAGAGGAAGAGGCCUCUGUGUCUUCGGCCACAGCAUCGCCGAAUGAGGCACCAGAUACAACUGAGCCAGAUGCUCCGAAAGACAGCAACCAAGCUGCAAUACUGGAGAAGCCCGUAAGCAUUCCCGAAGACAGCCACCAGAAAGUUGAGGCGUUUGCCAAGAAUAUAGCAGCAGAGAUUUUAUCAGAGGCGCUGCUCGAGGCGGAUGGCAAAGGCCGAAUAGUUCACAAGGACUCGGAAGACAGGACGCAGCUCCUUUCAGUCGAUAAAUCCCAAACAAGAGACAUUUGUGAGAAAGAAGGAAGUUCUCUCCCCUGCCCAAGGAGUGAUAUUCCAGUUCUACCAAAACAGGAAGCAAAACGCUCGGAAGACUCUCAGAAUAAUGCUCAGAUUGAGGAAUCAAGUCAUCGGGAGAGCGAGUUACCACCUAGCGACAUUUCAGAGAAUCCUGAAAAAAAUCUUCCAGAUUCUGCAUCUGCCACCCAAGCUGAAGCCGCCCAGGAAGACAUACGCAGUAGCUCCAAUGGUGGGCUCACCCCCAGUGAACCAGAAACAGGGGCGGUCCAUGAGAUGCCACCUCGUCCAACAGAGACUGGGGAAGGAAGCUGUCAACAGGGCGGGAAUACCGAAGAUGAUGUCAGCAGUGACGGAAGCAUUGAAGAAAUCGAAGUUUCGCCAAAAGUAAUCAAAACUGAGAUAGUCUCGACUUUCUUCUCAGAAGAUGAGAAACAGAACGAUAGCAAAAUGCCCCUGGACUUCCUGUUCAAGGCUCAAGCCAUCCAACCUCAUGCGUCCGAUGAUGAGAAUCACCUUCAGUUUGGAAAAGGGGAAAUCAUCCUGGUGCUGUUGGAUACACAGGUGCAGGAAAAAGGAUUCCUGAUGGGUGUAAAAGAGAAUGAUUGGAAGGAAAACCAGAACGUAUCGCAGAAGGGCAUUUUUCCUCCGGACCUUAUCACAUCCAUCUCCGUGGAAUAAGCUCUGAAGCUUGGGCAGAACUGGGAUGAAUUGAGAACUUUGUAAAGGAGAAGCCCUGCUGUUGACCGAAUUUACCCAAAGCUGUUUAUUGUUGUAUUAACCAAGGGUAGAAUGGAAAGGGGAAAUGGCGCAAGAGCAAGCCAAGCUGAGUAGUUCCUACAAGUCAGACCACCAUAGAGCUAAGACUCUAGCAGCAGCACCAGCUAUGGAUGCUGACACCGCGAUUACCUCCUCCUGCAAAUUGGCAGCAGUGUGGGAGGAGGGAAUUGGCGAGCGGACACUGAUCUCCCUUGCCAUUGAAGGAUUUGACGUACGAAGGAGGGGCUUGCCCAGGACACAGAAGCUACAAGGAACAGGAAAACCUCCCAGGAACCAAACCGAUCACUCUCCAUGUCUCAAUUCAUCCAUAUAAUUAAAGUGCUAAAGUGCUCCAAGAGAACAAUGGUGGGAACGGCACAAAUAUCAUACAUACAAUCUAUAAAUAUCAUAAAUACGUCAGUAAAUAUGUCAAUAAAUAAUGCAACAAUAUAGAUACUUGCAGGGCUCAUUUCGAGGGGGAACACGCAGGAACGCAGUUCCGGCAGUUCCCCAAAGAGGUCACAUGACAGGUGGCCCCGCCCACCUGACUCUCAGCCAUUUUGGGCCCGUUUUGGCCUGGAUUGGGGCUGAAAUGGACUGGAUCAGGCCUCUGACGUGUAGUGGAUCAUUCUCCCACUCAGCAGCAGCCCGAUCCUGACCAUUUUGGGCCCCUUUUCGGCCAUUUUCAGCCCCUUUUUUUCCAUUUUGGGCCCAAUUUCAGCCCUGAAUGUCCAGAAUUGGGUCCAAAACAACCAGGAUAGGUGAUGUCAGGGGGUGUGGCAUACGCAAAUCAGGGCCAAGCUACAAGUGACGAAUGACACUUGAACAGCAAGUGGAUUGAGUGGAGCGCAAGUGAACAGGGAGAAAUACACUUGCCGUUCAAGUGUCAUUCGUCACUUGUAGCUUCACCCUCAGUUAUGCUAAUGACACACUUCCGGUGAUGGCAAGGGGUGUGGCAUAUGCUAAUGAGCUAUGCUAAUGAGUUCCUCCAGCUCUUUUUCUAUGAAAUGACCCCUGGAUACAUGCAGCAAGAAGGAAUACAAUAUUUCUCCAUCAAGAUACAAUACAGAAAUCUUCCAGAUCAACUGGUAAGUAUGAAGCAAUAUGAUAAUUAAACUACUGCUUGGAACCUCAAUAAAUAUAGAGUCCAGAGACUGUAGGUAAGUAAGCAUUCAAUAUGCUUUAAGUGUAAAACGUGCAAUUUAUAUGGAUGAAUUGAGAAAUAUGUGUUGAUAGUGAUUGGUUUGGUUCCUAGGAGGUUUUCCAUGGAAGUAUUUGAGGCACUUGUAGAACUGUUGGGGCCAUGGCUCUGCUUUCUCCGGACCACUAGCAGCCCACCAGUGACCCACCAGGAGCAGUGGGUCCCAGGAAAUUUCCCUGUAAGUUAAACAGCCAAUCCGCCCCUGCCCUUAAGUCCUGUUUUCCCUUUCCCUUCUCUCCUAGAGCCUCAUAUCAAUGUAAAUUGCAUUCCUUGUAUAUGAACUUCUGAAUAGUCUGGAUGCUGUCUACUAGAAAUUAGUCUAUUCGCCAGAUCUAGUCUUCUGAGAGAUACUGCUUGGCCUUUCGGUUACCUUUCAGAGGAAGAAGAACGAUAUGGAAGGAAAUGUGGCCUUGAACAGGGAUAUGAAGCUGCCUAACAUUGCAUCAGACCGUUAGUCCAUGAAGGACAGUCGCUGGCAGUGCUACUCAAGACUGGCAGUGUCUCUCCAGGGUCUUAGAACCAGAGGAGUUAGCCGUGUUAUUCUGUAGUUGCAAAAUAGUAAAGAGUUCAGUAGCACCUUUAAAA
Eublepharis macularius is the source of this 3775-nucleotide messenger RNA. RefSeq names its product bridging integrator 2 (gene BIN2). NCBI's taxonomy places the organism in Eukaryota, Metazoa, Chordata, Lepidosauria, Squamata, Eublepharidae. Gene Ontology annotation, molecular function: phospholipid binding; protein binding. Bases 16 to 1911 code for a protein of 631 amino acids. The record is from RefSeq and is a predicted model, not a curated record. The transcript is spliced from 13 exons. Gene Ontology annotation, cellular component: phagocytic cup; cytoplasm; plasma membrane. Gene Ontology annotation, biological process: podosome assembly; plasma membrane tubulation; phagocytosis, engulfment.